Messenger RNA from Drosophila ananassae, 1544 nucleotides. RefSeq lists its product as uncharacterized. NCBI's taxonomy places the organism in Eukaryota, Metazoa, Arthropoda, Insecta, Diptera, Drosophilidae. The record is from RefSeq and is a predicted model, not a curated record. Bases 139 to 1437 code for a protein of 432 amino acids. The transcript has 5 exons.
CCACAACACACACAACCCCCUUACACGUAACACUAAAACAACACAACAAAAAAAACAUCACAUAUCCUGCAGGAUACAAAUAAAAUCCAUAAAAAGUUAAUAAAAAACACGUACCACAAGAUAAAAAAUACACAAAAUAUGAGUAUAAGUGUGAAGACACUCAUGAAUGACAUUAUGGAACUGUUUCCGUUGCCAAGUAAACCUCCGGAAUAUUGCCACGAUGAAUUCCUCAAGAAAAUACUACCAAAAAGUACUCCAAUCCAGGUGAAAAAAGUCGGUGUUACGACAGAGACACCUAUAACAAAUAAUAACGUGGAAUAUAUUGAUGAUUUUGAUGCGAAGCUGUACAGAGUUGACUAUGCAGCUCGUGCCACAGUGUAUAUGAGUCGAAUGUCUACUGUCCACAAGUCGAGUCUUUCCCUGCGACAGCGAGACUCAAUAUUAAUAACAACAGAAAUGUUUAAAACUCGUUUCGCGAAUCUAAUUUCCGACUUUAGCAGCGUGUGCAUAAUAGUUCAGUUGUUGCAACUAAAGGAGUUUCUGCGUGUAAUGCAGGACCUGCCGCCGGAGGGUACCGAUCCCAAUAAGACAAUUUUUGGUUGGUGCUACAAGGAGAAAUUAAAGCGAUUCGAGGAGGAAAGUAGUGCCGUGAUUAUUGAUAUUAUGGAGAACAAUAAAUCAGAAAAUACUUUAGACGAACUCAAAUUCUACGUAGACUUGGGAGAACUUAUACGAUUGGUAGAGGUCCUAAUUAAGGAUGUCUCUUCAGAUUCAGAAUAUAAUCAGCUGGCUAAAUUUAAUAAUGCAAUCUCAAACACUACAAUGGAUAUCGACAAGAUUAUCGCAUUGCCCUAUGAAACCCAAAUGGCUGUCUACAAAGAAUUGUUUGAGGAGAGCCGCAAAAAGAAUCGGAGGUUCCACAAUGAACAUUUGGCGAGAAAGCAGCUUAAACUCAGUAAAAUCGAAUCCGAACUCUAUAACCUGAGUCCCAUAGCCACACGAUAUAAAAUAAAUUGGGUUUACGAUAGAGCAGAACAAGCUCAAUUCUAUUGCGAUCAGCGUUGCAAGAACUACCAAGACAAGCUUGAAAAAAUCAGAGAUUUGAGGAGUAAGGAUAUGUCCGUUUGGGAUAGUGUAUAUGGCAAAUAUCGGACCCUGAUUGAAUCUUAUAAACAACAAAUCCUUUCGGUUCAGCAGGAGUUUGAAAAUGAUAUGGAAACGGCAGAGAAUAUGGUACAAAUCACUCGCAAUCGAGUUAACAAGUGCAAGGACGAUCUUAGCCAUGCCCAGGAAACUGUUAAAAUGUUUAAGAGAAGAGUUCAAGAGGUCCUCGACAAAAUAGCUGAGCAAAAAGAGCUGGAACGUAUCGCCGCCGAGAAAUUAGAAGCCAAAAUUGUCAAUAAGUCGGAUAAGAAAAGGAAAAACAAGAAAGGAUGAAAUCAAUAUUCGUAUCGAUUUUAAAACGAUUUCAUACCUUUUUACUCAAAAAUAUGUGUAUGAAUUCGCAAUGCUUGAUAAACGAAAAUAAAUAAUUAAAAUUGUUA